Messenger RNA from Kockovaella imperatae, 1101 nucleotides. RefSeq lists its product as hypothetical. The record is from RefSeq and is a predicted model, not a curated record. Gene Ontology annotation, cellular component: nucleus. Bases 26 to 1087 code for a protein of 353 amino acids. Gene Ontology annotation, biological process: regulation of cell cycle. NCBI's taxonomy places the organism in Eukaryota, Fungi, Basidiomycota, Tremellomycetes, Tremellales, Cuniculitremaceae. The transcript is spliced from 3 exons.
CUCUUACAUAGCGCAGGUCCUCACUAUGAGUCAGUUGGAUAAGGCCCUCGACAGCACAUUGAAAUCGAUUGAAUCAUCAAUCGGCGCUCUCCAUCCUCUCAGCUCCCUCACCACCAUUGCUGAUGAUACCCCUUCUUCUCCCAUACGAGGACUCGCGUCAUCGUUCACUGCCUUGCUACAGCAGUUACGUCAGACGACUACAGCCUUAUCUCUGUCUUUCAAACCACCAGUAUCUCAGGAGGCAGCCAUUGCAAAGCUUCAGUCACUCGACCAACAAUAUGGCCAGUUGGCUUCCUGUGUCGUUCUAGCCAAUAAUGGUGGCAGCGGCUCCAGGCCGUAUUACAUGGUCCAAGAGUGGCGAGAAGGGACAGUAGAGAUAGGGAAUCAUCUUCUGGGUCUCAUCAAGUCUCUCUCACACGUCGAAGCCAAACCUGGAUCAUCCAGCUCGUCAGAUGAGAAUCCAUACCUCGUCAGAACCGGAAUGGUCUGGGAGGCCAUUGACGCCACACUGGCCCAUUGCAGUGAGAACGAAGUCCAAGCGGUCGGAAAGGUAUGGAAACGGCAGAAUGACCUGUUGAAAGAUGCCUGGGAAGAAUUCAAGGAGGUCUUGGAAGAUGGGAAUGCUGCAGAUGAAGAGGACGGUCUGGAUGAUUUCGAAGAUGAUUCAGAGGCCAUCUUUGGCAAGAUGGAUUCAACGUUCACUGCAGCCGACCGGGCGAGAGCAGAGGCAGCCAAACCGCUUCUGGCUUUACACCUUCUUUUACAUUCCACGGUUCCCAGGUAUCUGCCACAAUUCGACACAUCAGUACCCUACACCUCUCUGGUAGCCGCAGGGGACCAGCUCGCAUCUGCCUUUGAUGACACUGUAUCGGCCAUCGCUCCGCCGCAAGACAAGGACAGUAUGGACGAGUCCUUGAACGCGCUCGCAGACGCCUCCGCUUGCUUGAUCGAUACCAUUAAGGAGCGCUCAUCUGGAGACCCUUGCGUGACCUUCCUCGACAAGUGGGCGAAUAAAUUUGCCCAAGAGUCCCAAGCAUUCCGUGAUCAUUCAUUGUCUUUACGUAGUCUGCGCAACGCAUUAGAGUGACCAACAUCGCGAAA